GUUCCUCUUAUUGCAACAGCUUUAGCACCUCACAUCCAAGUCAUUAUUCAGAGUUGUUUACACUCAAUGUCUGAAACCAUCAAAACCCAGCAAGAAACAAUUAAAAAACAAGCCGAUGAAAUUAAAAGUGUUCAAGAAAUAAACUCUGACCUUGAAAAAAGAGUAAACGACUUAGAAUGUGGCCUUGAUGACCUUGAACAAUACGGCCGAAGAACAUGCCUACGCUUCCAUAAUGUCAACAUUACAAAUGAACAGGCCCAGAACACUGAUGAUGUUGUAAUUGAUAUUUGUAAAACAAUGGGUGUCAACAUUGUACCUGACGACAUCAACAGGUCUCAUCCCAUCGGCCGCCCUAACUCCAACAAUCUUAGGCAAGUAAUCUGCAGGUUUCGCAGCUGGAAAAUCAAAAACAAAAUCUACAGCGCGAAGAAAAACCUAAAGGAUAAUCCGCAAAAUCCCAGCAAAAUAUUUGUCACUGAAGAUUUAACAAAGUACAGACAACUUGUGGUUAAAAAAAUUAUAGAAGCAAAAAAGGCAAACAAACUGCACAGUUUCUGGACAUAUGACGGUAGAAUCUAUAUUAAAACCGAAAAAGAAGGCGACAGAAUCCAAAUAACAUCGCUGGAUGAUUUGUAUGAACUAAUCGAAUAAAUGCAUCAAACAUGUGCCUUUAAAUAGUAGAUCUGUGUCACACGGUGAAAGUGAGUUCUACAUUUAAAACGUUAUAGACAUGUUUUAAACAUGAUAAUAUAUAUUUUCCACACUCUCCAAUACCUGUUUAUUGUUUUGUUCUCAGAACAAUGCUGUUAUACAAGCUUUGUUUAUUUACA
This is a messenger RNA of Saccostrea cuccullata (small rock oyster), 830 nucleotides long. RefSeq lists its product as uncharacterized. The annotation marks the transcript as partial. Gene Ontology annotation, biological process: retrotransposition. The transcript has a single exon. Gene Ontology annotation, molecular function: single-stranded RNA binding. The record is from RefSeq and is a predicted model, not a curated record. Gene Ontology annotation, cellular component: ribonucleoprotein complex. Lineage: Eukaryota; Metazoa; Mollusca; Bivalvia; Ostreida; Ostreidae.